UCGGCGCGCGCGCAGCCAAUCGUGCGCGCGCCGCAGCAAGCUUCGCCGUUCAGACGGCGCCCGCCUUCUGGCCAGCUUCUCGAAAGAUGCUUAUCUCCUCACCUUUCUGGCUAAGCCGCCGACGUGGGUGGUUCCCUGCCCGUUCGCUGCGGGGCCCUGCGCAUGCGGCGUUGGCGCCGUUUGGGGAAGCAUGCAUUUCUGCCCUCCGCGAAUUGCUGUCGACGAGCCCGCGCCCCAAGCCCGCUGCUAUGCGGUGCGCUGCGGCAAUGCGGCAAAGGGAGCGCCAGGCCAGCGGGGCGUCGUCGACACCGACUGCUCGAUGCAGCAACUGCGGAGGGCGCGUGCGAAUCCGCUCCGUGUGCGACCAAGCCGUUAGCCGGCGUGGCAAGACAGCGUGCUUAUCGCCGCCGCAUCCUGCACCAGAAGCUUUCUAGAAGGUCGUCAGACGGGGUCAGCCCAUGCUCACCUCUCGCUGUGUGGGUCGAGCCGCCCCCGCGAAUGGCCGUUGACCAAGGCGAAGGUAUGCUGUCUCGACCGGCACCCAGGAGAGAUCAUCGCGCGCCCCAUGUAACCCAAGGCGCGAUGCAGAGUUUUCCUCCCAAACACCGGGUUACGGGAGUGGAGAGCAAACCCAUCAGCACGGCGCAGAGAGCCGGCAGCGCACCCGCCGGGCUGCCGCGCUGGGAAUAGAGACGCGGUGGUGUAGAAUCAUUAUCAUUAUGCUCUAGAUCGCGUGGCAGCCGAGUCUAUUCGGCGCACGCUGGAAACCCCCCGUACAACUUUUCACUCAUUUGUCGACGGGCACGUCGUCCAGAGCCUGCCCCUUGGACCAGUGGUUGAUCCAGUUGAAGAUCUCCGCGUGCCAGAACAGCGAGUUCUCCGGAUUCAGCACCCAGUGGUUCUCGUCCGGGAAGUUGAGGAAGCGCGAGGGGACGCCCUUCGACUGCAGGAUAUUGAAGAAAGCCAGGCCAUCGCUCUCG
Trematosphaeria pertusa is the source of this 980-nucleotide messenger RNA. RefSeq lists its product as uncharacterized. Bases 163 to 690 code for a protein of 175 amino acids. The record is from RefSeq and is a predicted model, not a curated record. The transcript has a single exon. NCBI's taxonomy places the organism in Eukaryota, Fungi, Ascomycota, Dothideomycetes, Pleosporales, Trematosphaeriaceae.